Zeugodacus cucurbitae (melon fly) is the source of this 2703-nucleotide messenger RNA. RefSeq lists its product as uncharacterized. The record is from RefSeq and is a predicted model, not a curated record. NCBI's taxonomy places the organism in Eukaryota, Metazoa, Arthropoda, Insecta, Diptera, Tephritidae. The coding region runs from base 1 to 2703 and encodes 900 amino acids. The transcript has a single exon. Gene Ontology annotation, molecular function: DNA helicase activity. Gene Ontology annotation, biological process: DNA repair; telomere maintenance.
AUGGUGGAGAAAAUUACACCUGACCAAAUUGAUGACAUCAUUUCCGCCGAAAUUCCUGAUGUUGAAAUAGAUCCAGAGUUGUACGAAGUGGUGAUGGCCAAUAUGGUGCAUGGGCCAUGCGGAGAACACGAUCCAUCUUCGGUUUGUAUGUCGGACAGUAAAUGCAAAAAACGCGAUCCCCGUGCUUUUAUUUUGGAAACUCAAACUGGAAACGACGGAUACCCUCUCUAUCGGCGUCGCUCACCCGCUGACAAUGGCAGAACAUUCAUCACUCAAUUGAAAGGAAAGAAUUUCGUGGUUGAUAACACAUGGAUCGUUCCAUAUUCGCCAAUUUUGUCUAAGGCAUUCAAAACACAUAUAAAUGUUGAGUAUUGCAGUUCAAUAAAAUCAAUUAAGUAUGUUUGCAAAUAUGUCUCCAAAGGAAGCGAUAUGGCGGUUAUUGGCGUUGAACGAGAUGAAAUUAGCAAAUUUCAAAUGGGCGGAUAUGUGAACUGCAAUGAAGCAAUCUGGAGAAUAUUUUCAUUUGCAAUUCAUGAACGCCAUCCUACUGUUGUGCAUCUGGCAGCUCAUUUCGAGAAUGGCCAGCGAGUUUAUUUCAACGCAGAGAACAUAUUACAGCGAAUGGAAAUACCACCAGCAACCACUUUAACAAGUUUCUUUGCAACUUGCACCAGUGAUCCGUUCGAGAGAACAUUGCUUUACUCGGAGAUGCCUCGGUAUUAUACAUGGAAUGCAUCUUCGAAGAAAUGGUUGCGCAGGAAGAGCGGACAUCCGGUAGAUGGUUACCCAGGUGUUUUUUCAACUGAUGCAUUGGGAAGAAUUUACACAAUCCAUCCAAAGGACGAUGAUUGUUUUUACCUACGUUUGCUUUUGAUUAAUGUACGCGGUUCAACUUCAUUUGAAUCAUUGAGGACUGUAGAUGGUACCAUUUGUACAACAUUUCGAGAAGCAUGUCAACAAUUGCAAUUGCUUGAACACGACAGUCACUGGAAUCAAACGCUAGCGGAUGCAAUAGCUUCUUCACCAGCCACUGCAGUUCGUACACUUUCGACACGUCAGCCUUCAAACCCGUGUCUAUUAUGGGAUACGUACAAAGAUGACAUGGCAGAAGAUAUUUUGCAUCGCCUGCGAUUAGCGACGAGAAAUGUCGACUUACAAAUGAACGCUGACAUCUAUAAUGAAGCAUUAGUCCUUAUUGAAGAUUUAUGUUUACUUAUGAGUAGAAAACUAUUGAUUGAAGUUCAUAUGCCGGCACCAAGUUGUCAAACAAAGGAUUUAGUGAGUCGCGAAUUGGAACGCGAGCGUGCUUACGAUAUAACUCACUUGCAACAACAAGUACAAACAAAUGUUCCACUGUUGAAUGAACAGCAAAGCAGUGCGUACAAUCAGCUAAUAAAUGCUGUAGAUAGUGGAAACGGUGGCAUAUUUUACCUCGAUGUGCCCGGCGGGACUGGCAAAACGUUCCUAUUGUCUUUAAUACUAGCAGCAAUACGUGGUCAAGGUGGUAUUGCAUUAGCUCUUGCAUCUACCGGGAUUGCUGCAACACUGUUAGAAGGUGGAAGGCUUCCAUUAAACUCGCAAAUACACGAAGGUCCUGUUUGCAAUAUUUCAAAGCAAUCAGCAAUGGCACAAGUUUUAAAAAAAUGUAAGUUAAUCAUAUGGGAUGAAUGCACAAUGGCCCACAAACGAUCAUUAGAAACACUCGACCGAACACUGAGAGAUUUGCGCUACAAUAAUCGUUGCUUUGGAGGAGUGAUGAUAUUGCUGGCGGGCGACUUUAGACAAACACUUCCCGUGAUUCCAAAAUCAACAGCGGCGGAUGAGCUAAACGCAUGUCUGAAGUCAUCGCAUUUGUGGAGGUUUGUUAAAACCAUUUCAUUGACCAUGAAUAUGCGAGUUUUGCUGCAAAACGAUAAAACUGCGGAGGUUUUUUCAAAAGAGCUGCUGCGAAUCGGAAAUGGACAAGUUCCGAUAGAUCCUUGCAAUGGAUUAAUAUCGAUUCCAACUACGAUUUGCCAAUUCACAUCUAAUAAAUAUGUACUAAUCAGUAGUGUAUAUCCAAAUAUUGCUCAAAAUUAUGGUAACUACGAUUGGUUAAGCACGCGCGCAAUUUUAGCAGCAAAAAAUAUGGAUGUCAACGACUUGAAUUGGACGAUUCAAAAUCAAAUUCCGGGAGAUCUGCGUUCAUAUAAAUCAAUCGAUCGCGUUGAAAAUGAAGACGGGGUAGUAAAUUACCCAGUGGAGUUCUUAAACUCUUUGAUGCCGCCUGGAAUGGCGCCUCAUAAUUUGCGUCUCAAAGUUGGGUCUGUAGUUAUUAUGCUACGGAAUCUUUAUGCUCCCAAACUGUGCAAUGGUACUCGACUGAUUGUGACCAAGCUAAUUGACAGUUUAAUAGUGGCACGCAUUUUGAAAGGCCCGUUCAAGGAAGAGGAAUGCUUACUUCCCCGAAUUCCAUUAACUUCAACAGAUUUGCCAUUCCAAUUCAUACGUUUGCAGUUCCCAGUAAAACUUGCAUUUGCGAUGACAAUAAACAAGUCACAAGGGCAGUCGCUGGAAGUAUGCGGCAUAAAUUUAGAAAUGUUUUGCUUUUCACAUGGCCAGCUCUAUGUGGCGUGUUCCCGUGUUGGAAAACCUUCCUCACUGUUUAUUUACGCCACGGAACAGAAAACCAAAAAUAUCGUGUACCGUGCAGCCCUAAACUAA